AUGGGUAUACCGAGAAUAGUGCUAUUCUUCGAUGUUGUGGUCAUUUUGUCGUCAAGCAGCUUGCUCGUUUAUGGGUCAAUUGUGGAGUGGCCGUUCGUUGGAGGGACUGUCGACGGUCAAGCGGAGGGAAUCGCCGUCAAGGACAUCGACAGGGAUGGACAGUUUGAAUGCCUUGUUGCCAUGUACGUACACACCACGCCGCAUCAUGCGUGUAUAGACCGAGACGGUGACGGUCGAUAUGAAGUCGUCAUUGGGACUUAUGACAAUGAAGGCAAAGGCGUCCUGAAGCUUAUAUUUAUAGAGGAGACCAGCAACAAAGUCGUGGUCCAAUAUCUUCCUGUGUUGAGCGAGGACAACAGGCGACUAACGCCUCUUCACAGAGUAGCCCGCAGUAUACUGGUUGCUCCUCUGUUUGGAGUCGGUGCCCGAAGCGACCUGUUCAUCGCCUGCACCAACUGUCCGGCGGUUGGUACCACGGUGUGGCGCCACGACGGCUCCAACCUGCUGCUUCGUAACAACGGGGACGGCACGUUCACCGACAUGGCGCACGCAUACGGUGUCGGCGAUUCAGACGAAGACAGUGUCGGUUCCUCAGUAGGCGACAUCAGCGCAGAUGGUGAAUUGGAUAUGGUGUAUGUCAACUGGAUGGGACCCAGCCGCUUGCUGAUUAACUUCAACUCCUCUUCAUUUAGCCAGAUACGAGGUAAUAACCUUAGCAAAGCGACAGCCUCUAAGUCAGUGUUAAUGAGUGACGUCAACUGUGAUGGUCGCACUGACGUAAUGACGAGUGACGCAGACGAUUGGGCGGACACUGCCAAUGACAACAACGUGUAUACGUUACUGGAGACCGAUAAUUCAACAAACUUUGGUCUGAUGGAUAUUCCAAGCAAAUUGCGCGAUGUUCGAAUUUCAGGUUUAUCCAAACGACAAAGUGUUCGUUGGUAUACCGGAUCGCCUAGACUGGUUCCAGUCCAAGCAAAACUGCGAAAGGUUAGGCUGGAAAUUGGUGAGUGCGGAAUCGCCGUCCCUGUUAGACAGAACCAAGACGCUGAUGCAGCACAAAGACUUCUGGCUAGGAGCAUAUAAGGAAAGCAGCGGCGUAUGGCGUUGGUUGUCUGGUGUUCUAAUGUCUCCUUCUCCU
Molecule: messenger RNA, 1141 nt
Organism: Dreissena polymorpha
Lineage: Eukaryota; Metazoa; Mollusca; Bivalvia; Myida; Dreissenidae
Product: cartilage acidic protein 1-like
Exons: 7
Coding region: 1-1086 (361 amino acids)
Source: RefSeq, a predicted model, not a curated record